Myripristis murdjan (pinecone soldierfish) is the source of this 2670-nucleotide messenger RNA. RefSeq names its product sterol O-acyltransferase 1 (gene soat1). Gene Ontology annotation, cellular component: endoplasmic reticulum membrane. Lineage: Eukaryota; Metazoa; Chordata; Actinopteri; Holocentriformes; Holocentridae. The record is from RefSeq and is a predicted model, not a curated record. Gene Ontology annotation, biological process: cholesterol efflux; cholesterol metabolic process. Gene Ontology annotation, molecular function: cholesterol O-acyltransferase activity; cholesterol binding; fatty-acyl-CoA binding.
AGCAAGUAGCCCUGUUGCUGGGGAAUGUAGUCUAACAGAGGAUCAGCAAGGCGAAGAAGACAGCCACAUAACCAGCAAUGGAAAAAUUGAAGUGGAGCAUGUGAUCAGUAAAAAACUACAGCUGAAAAGGAAAGCAGAGCACCUGAAGAGUGACUUUGAUGCGUCAGUUUGAGAGCCAGGUCAAUGACUUCAUGGACAGUCUGAUUGAGGAGUCGGCCAGCCUGGAGCCUGCUCCUGUACCUGCUGUCUUCUCACCACCGCUGUCAGACAAGGAGAGGAACAAACUCAGGCAUUUUCGGCCGCCCCUGGGCCAGGGCAAGCAGUUUGUCAGCCGCAGGUCCCUGUUGGAUGAGCUUUUUGAGGUGAACCACAUCAGGACCAUCUACCACAUGUUCAUCGCCCUGCUCAUUCUCUUUAUCCUCAGCACACUGGUGGUAGAUUUUAUUGAUGAAGGCAGACUGGUGCUGGACUUUGACCUGCUGGUCUAUGCAUUUGGACAGUUCCCCCUGGUGGUGUGCACGUGGAUCUGCAUGUUCCUGUCUGUGUUGCUGGUUCCCUACACCCUAUUCCACCUGUGGUCCAAGAGCCAGUCCUGGAGCUGUCCCAAGCUGUGCAGUCUGCUGUUUGGCUCAACGUUCUUGCUCUACCAAGCUCUGGGUCUCGGAUUCCUGCCGACCUAUGUGGUGGUCAGCAACAGCCUGCCGCCUGCGUCCUGCUUCAUUAUCAUCCUGGAACAGGUACGUCUGAUGAUGAAAGCCCAUUCCUAUGUUAGGGAGAAUGUCCCAAGAGUCCUGGCCAGAGCUAAAGACAAGACUGGUCCCAGUCUGGUUGUCCCUCAGGUUUCUCAGUAUCUCUACUUCUUGUUUGCACCCACUCUCAUCUACAGAGACAGCUAUCCCAGGAACCCAGUGAUCAGGUGGAGCUAUGUGGCAACUAAAUUACUUCAGGUACUAGGCAGUCUGUUUUAUGCCUAUUACGUGUUUGUGCGGCUGUGCAUCCCUCAGUUCCGCAGCAUCAGUCUGCAGCUGUUUGACCUGAGAGCCAUGGUCCUCUGUGUCUUUAACUCCAUACUGCCAGGAGUGUUGGUUCUCUUCCUGGCUUUCUUUGCCUUCCUCCACUGUUGGCUCAACGCAUUUGCUGAGAUGCUUCGCUUUGCUGAUAGGAUGUUUUACAAGGAUUGGUGGAAUUCAACCUCUUUUGCCAAUUACUAUCGCACGUGGAAUGUGGUGGUCCAUGACUGGCUGUAUUACUAUGUGUACAGGGACUUCCUGUGGAUGUCCCAGAAGCGCUGCAAAGCGGCAGCCAUGUUCUUUGUGUUCACGGUGUCUGCGGUGGUCCAUGAAUACAUUUUAGCAAUCUGCUUUGGCUUCUUCUAUCCUGUACUCUUUUGCCUCUUUAUGUGCUUCGGAAUGAUGUUUAACUUCAUCCUCCAUGACCAGAGGAAGGGUCCCAUCUGGAACAUCAUCAUGUGGACGUCCCUGUUCCUGGGCCAGGGGGUCAUUAUCUGUCUGUACUCCCAGGAGUGGUAUGCCCAGCGCUACUGCCCCGUCAAGGAGCCUUCCUUCCUGGAGUUGUUGACACCUCGCUCCUGGAGCUGCCACCUUCAGAAGGGCCUGGUGGCAGACUCUGACAGGCUGUGACUCAGUUAUUGGCCUACAGAUGACAUGGACUAACACCAGUCAGGAGAAAGUUGACCAGGAAGUGGAGUAGGAGGGACGGGAGGUGUCAGCCUUUCUGUUACUGUCAUGACUUGUGCUCUUUUAUGUUCCAUUUUGUUUUAUCGCGUUGAGAUUCAGUUCCAGUUGACAUGACUGAUUUACAUAUGAAUGUAUGGAAAAAGUUGUAUCAGUGUCUGCCAAAAUGUCCGUCUGUGACAGCCAAUUCACAACGAUGCCUUACUUUUUUUUGUUCUUAAUUUGUUAAGACAAGCCCAUUACAAGUUCACAUGAAAUCCAAAUGUGAACUGUUUUUAUGUAUUAUUUAUUUUUCAGAUGUUUUGCCAUUCCUUUUGCCUUGAUCAACUCUGUGAAAUCACUCUUUGUGCCAAUAUGAUAAUCACAAGAUGGCAGCUGAAUGCAAAUAUUUACAUCAUACUCGGGUAUGCAGUAAUAAUUUAUAUUUAACCAGAUUAGCAGUUCCUACUCUAAUUGUUCUACAGACAUAUAUUGUAUAUCAAGAUGUUUGUUAUUUAUAAUGACUGCUAACAGGAGUGAGGGAACCUGCCAAACAACUUCUGUUCAGUUUACUGUAUCUUGAGGAAGUCUCGGCACUACAGUGGGUGCCGUAUUCUGCCUUUAAGAUUGUGAUACUUGCUUCUCUGAAGCAGACAGUGACGGCAGCACUCAAUAUUCUGGCAUAUAUUGGAGGUCAUUUUGUGGUAGAAGUGAAAAUGUGAUGUUUGCAUGGAGACCUUUCAGACCAUUGUGGUGCACAUGAACUCCAUAAAUUUGAGAUUACUACUGAACCUUAAGCCAAGAAAUUAUUCAAAAGAAUGAUUAUUAGAGGAACACUAAUCUAUAGAGUUAAUAGAUUAAGUGAGAGCUGAAUGUGCUCUGGAUUACGUUUGUAUUUUCUUACACAUCAACAUCCAGGCUUGCAGAGGGGAAAGUUUCUUGUGGACUCAAAUGAUGUAUAUUUUAUUUAUGAGCGAUGCUGAGAGCUUUAUGUCUA